Molecule: messenger RNA, 1530 nt
Organism: Emiliania huxleyi CCMP1516
Lineage: Eukaryota; Haptophyta; Isochrysidales; Noelaerhabdaceae
Exons: 7
Coding region: 1-1530 (509 amino acids)
Molecular function (GO): NAD+ poly-ADP-ribosyltransferase activity
Source: RefSeq, a predicted model, not a curated record
AUGGCCCCUUCUGCGUUGGCCGAUUCGAUCGACCUCACCCUGGACGACUCGCCUGCCGAGGAGCGCGCUGCACGCCGCCGCUCCCCCGCCGACGCCGCGCGCUCGCCACGCCGCCGGCCGCGAGCGCGCGGCGGCGGCGGCGGGGGCGGCGCGCCAUCUGCGGUUUUCGAUCUGACGGUGGACUCGCCGGAGCGCGACGAGUCGACCCCCCCGGCUGGCCCGGCGCCCUCCACAUCGACGAGCAGCGCCAGCGCCGACGGCGGGCCGAGCGGUGCCAGCAACAACCGCGGCGGCGGGAGCGGCGGGAGCGGCGGGAGCGGGGGGAGGAGCGGCGGCGAGAGCGGCGGCGCCGGCGGGAGCGGCGGUGCUUCUGGCAGCAGCAGCAGUGGCGGGAGCGGCGGGAGCGGCGGCGGCGGUGGCGGCGAGAGCAGCAGCGGCGGCGGCGGUGGUGGCGGGAGCAGCAGUGGCGGCGGCAGCGUCGGCGGCAGCAGCAGCAGCGGCGGCGGCGGCGGUGGUGGCGGUGGCGGGAGCAGCAGCGGGAGCAGCGGCGGGACGUCCUCGGGCGCUGCGACGGCAGCGCCGACGGUGAUCGACCUGAUGGUGGAGGAAGUCGGCGACGCGCCUCCCGGCCCUUCGGUGAUCGACCUCGACGCAGACGACGCGUCGAUCGCGCGCUCGCUCGCCGCGCAGCUGCAGCAGCCGGCCGACGUCGACCUGCAGGCGCUGCAGGCAGCGCGCGAGCGACGGCGGCGCGCGCGGCGCGACCGGGCGAGGAGCGCGGCGGAGGCGAUCCGGUCCUCCAUCGAGCGGCUGGUGCAGCAGAACGCGCCGCGGCAUGCGCCCGCGCCCGUGCACCUCGGCGUCUGGCUCAACCCAAAGUCGCUGCCCAACGAGCCCCUCUACGAGCGGCAGCGGGUACCAAACAAGACCAUCCGGCUCGUGUUUCACGGGACGCCCGAGGCGAACGUCGGCGCCAUCUGCCGCGACGGCCUCGACCCAGGCCGCCGCGCCGGGCAGGCGCACGGCGCGGGCGAGUACUUUGGAGGCAAUAUGGACGUGUCGAUGGGCUACUGCCGCGGAGGCAAGUACAUGCUGGUCUUCGCGGUGCUGCUCGACAAGUCGGGCCUGACCAAGGUGGUCCCCUCGCAGCACGGCGUGCCGGGCGAGAUCGUCGUCGUCAACAAGCCGGAGCACCAGCUGCCUCUCGCGGUCGUCUCGAUUGGCUGCCCCACGUGGUCGCCGCCGCCGGGCUGGCUCUCUUCCUCGCAACGCCUCUACACCUCCGCCGACGCGCGCGCGCACAACCCGCACCACUCCGCCGCCAGUUUGUACGCCAACCUGCCCGCGAGUGUCUCCGCCGCCAUCUACAACCGGCUCGUCGCCUCGGGGCUGCCGCUGCCUCCCGGCCUCCGGCCCCCGCCGGGCGCCGCCGCCGCCGCCGCCGCCGCCGCCGCCGCCCGCCCCGCGCGCCCACCGCCUGCGCCGGUCUACCCGCCGCCCCGACCGCGCAGCCGCAAGCGCCGCCGCUGA